AUGUUCAUGCCAGCACCUACUAUCAUUAAUGACCCUGCUGCCAAAAAGUCUCACCUUUGCCAAGAUGUUGGGCUGGAGGAACACGUGCUCUUUCAGGAGACACUGAAAGUCCUCGAGAGAAGCACAGAAGGAAGAUUUGUGAAAACAGACAGGAAGAUCAGUUUAGGAAAAGGCUUCUGCAGGCUGGAUGUAGAAACCACAGACAGAGCUGUUGGUGUUGGCAAAGCCAAACCUGGAACCCGGGUCUCCAUCGUCCUAUUGGGUACAUUUUUGUUAGCUCAGGCUCUAAGUUCUCCAAAACUACGUACCUUGGCCAGAGGUUUGUCUCCUGCUUACCUGAGAUUUGGUGGCACCAAGACAGACUUCCUAAUUUUUGAUCCCAAGAAGGAACCGACUUUUGAAGAGAGAAGUUACCUGCAAUCUCAAGUGAACCGGGAUAUUUGCAGAUAUGGAUCCAUCCCUCCUGAUGUGCAAAAGAAUUUAGAGUUGGAAUGGCCCUUCCACGAGCAAGUGCUGCUCAGAGAACAAUAUCAGAAAAAGUUCAAGAACAGCACCUACUCAAGAAGCUCAGUGGAUAUGCUAUACACUUUUGCAAAUUGCUCAGGACUGGACUUGAUCUUUGGUCUAAAUGCAUUACUAAGAACAGCAGAUUCCCAGUGGAACAGUUCCAACGCUCAACUUCUCCUGGACUACUGCUCUUCUAAGAAUUAUAACAUUUCUUGGGAACUAGGGAAUGAGCCCAACAGUUUCCGGAAGAAGGCUGGUAUUUUCAUUGAUGGAUUGCAGUUAGGGGAAGACUUUAUUGAAUUGCAUAACCUUCUAAGAAAGUCCACUUUCAAAAAUGCAAAACUCUAUGGUCCUGACGUGGGUCAGCCUCGGGGAAAGACUGUCAAGAUGCUGAAAAGUUUCCUGGAGGCUGGGGGAGACGUGAUUGAUUCAGUUACAUGGCAUCACUACUAUCUGAAUGGACGAAUUGCUACCAAAGAAGAUUUUCUAAACCCUGAUGUGUUGGACACUUUUAUUUUAUCUGUGCAAAAAAUUUUCCAGUUUAGUUCUAAGUUCCAUAGGUGGCUGGAUAAACUGGGCCUGUCAGCCCGGAUGGGCAUAGAAGUGGUGAUGAGGCAAGUGUUGUUUGGAGCCGGAAACUACCACUUAGUGGAUGAAAACUUCGAACCUUUACCUGAUUAUUGGCUAUCUCUUCUGUUCAAGAAAUUGGUGGGCACCCAUGUGUUAAUUGCAAGUGUGAAAGGUCCAGUUGGAAAUAAACUUCGAGUAUACCUUCACUGCACAAACAUCAACCAAAGCCCAAGGUAUAAAGAAGGAGAUUUAACUCUGUAUGCCAUAAACCUCCAUAACGUCACCAAGUACCUGCAGUUGCCCUAUCAUUUAUUUAACAAAGAAGUGGACAAAUAUCUCAUGAAACCUUCAGGACCUGAUGGAUUACUUUCCAAAUCUGUCCAACUCAACGGUCAAACUCUGAAGAUGGUGGAUGAUCAAACCCUGCCCUCUUUGACAGAAAAACCUCUCCGCCCAGGAAGUUCACUGGGUUUGCCAGCUUUCUCGUAUGGAUUUUUUGUGAUACGAAAUGCCAAAGUUGCUGCUUGCAUCUGAAAACCAAAGGCAUAUACUAGCUCUGAGAUUGAA
This is a messenger RNA of Otolemur garnettii (small-eared galago), 1644 nucleotides long. It is a transcript of the gene HPSE, whose product is annotated as heparanase. Lineage: Eukaryota; Metazoa; Chordata; Mammalia; Primates; Galagidae. Gene Ontology annotation, cellular component: membrane; extracellular matrix. Gene Ontology annotation, molecular function: hydrolase activity, acting on glycosyl bonds. The record is from RefSeq and is a predicted model, not a curated record. The coding region runs from base 1 to 1611 and encodes 536 amino acids. The transcript is spliced from 13 exons.